AAAAAAAAAAAAAAAGUUAUCCAGUAUAAGAAAGAAGUUUUAGAGAAUGCCGGGUGAAAUAGUCGGAAAGGUGAUAAAAUCCGAAGCGGAGGAUUUGCCGUCAGUGUACGACCUAGAGUACAGGGCAAGUGAGGACGACGCCUGGUACAGCGUCUACGUCGUUUUUGAUGCCCAAUCCCACACACUCACCAUCAAAUACUUGUGCACGCCGGAGGUUUACGAGCGCGUACUCCACGCCGCAGAGUUCCACACGGAGUCCCAAGCCGAUGAGCUUGCCCGCCGUUUCCGACCUAUUUCUCAGCAGUUGCAGGAUCAUGACUGCGCCAAACUCCAAAUCGGAGCCACCGUUUGCGCCGCCCACGGCACCGGAGAUAACGAUCUCAGAUUCUACGACGCCGUUAUUGAUGAUGUAAACCGCCGGUCACAUUCGUUUCGUGGUGAAGAAGAGGAGUGCUUGUGCACUUUUGUGCUAUUCUGGAAACAUGGACGUGGUGAUGGUACUUUAACCACCGCUAAUAUUGGAAGCAUUUGCACGUUGGAGUCUGAUUAUCAAAUUGAUCCGAGAAUCUUUGACUUUGUGACAUUGGUAAAACAGAAAAUCAGUGCUUCAAAAUAUAUCUCAGUUUCAGAAAGUCUUGGUUCAGCAUCUAAUGGUCCAUCAUCUCUCAAAAAGAAAAACAACGUAGAGUCAUCUCAAAUUAGACCCUUGGAGACGAAGAAUAGCAUGACACGGAAGAGCCUGAAAUGGGAAAGUGAAGUAAGGAGUCGAGAUGAAGAUAUUGGAUCCGAACCUUGCGAUGUUUUAGCUGGAGCUGAAGGUCAACAUUUCAUACUAAUCAAUAACUUAGAGAAAGACUUGAACCCUUCAUCGAUCAAGAAAUUCAUUUUCGAACAAACUACUAUUUUGCCCCAAGCUCUUGUUUUUCCAAGACUGUCAUCCGAUCCAUUUGCAAGAGGAGCCAUUGUGGUGGAUUCUCAGAAGAAGGUUCAAACAAUAUACAAGUUCUUGGACAAUCCUAACAACCUAAUUGUGUCUUCAAGGGGAAGGCCAUGGGUUAUUACUGAAAGACCAAUUGCAGGAACAUUUACAAGUACAUGGAAGUUAAUCCCGACAGACCUGGAUGAAAACAUUAGAACUGACAAAGAACUGGAAAUAGUACGUUCAGGAACUGAAUCUUACAAGAGAGCAAAGCAAUUAAGAGACCUAUUUACUGAAUAUUUAAAUCAUGAAUCAAUAGUUUGCAAGAAGUUAGCUUUGGAAGAAAAGAAGAUCUGCCGGUCGUUCCGACGAGCUUAGAUAGCUUUUAAUGAACAAUCCUUGAACAUAUAUCCAUGCAUUCAGAUGCUGCUGCUGGAAGAAUAUUUUUGACAAACACCAAAUCAAUCAGCCCUCUUUUGAGACAGGAACAUUUACUGUAAAUGUUGUCCCUGUCUGUCACUUCAAAUAUAUAUCUGUAUAUGAAUCAGCUUAUCUAACUACUUUUAUAUUUUGUUUAUAUUUUGCGCAAUUAUCGCGUUGUACAUGUCGGAAACUUGGUAUAAUAUCGACAAUGUCAUGAAUCUAGUAGUCCUUUUACUGUUUUAAGGGAUAAUCCAUUUUGUGUCUA
Molecule: messenger RNA, 1607 nt
Organism: Erythranthe guttata (spotted monkey flower)
Lineage: Eukaryota; Viridiplantae; Streptophyta; Magnoliopsida; Lamiales; Phrymaceae
Product: SAWADEE protein
Molecular function (GO): chromatin binding
Source: RefSeq, a predicted model, not a curated record